GAUCUCUCGUAGCAGCACUUAUCAGGAGAAUUGGCCAAAGGCCCAAAUUGUGGAAUUGGAAAUUUCAGACGAUAGGUUUAAGGGAAAGAGGUGAGCGACCGAAGAUUGAGAAAGGCAAGCCGGCAGCCGUGAAGCGACGCAUUAGAUCGAUGAGAUGGAACCAUUGAUGAUAACGGUAUUACUUGGAGAUGGGUGGAAUGAAACGAAAGAAUUUAGAAUAAAAGCAACUCAUGGUAUGCUCCUGUACUCCGUAACAACGUAUGCGGCUCUUCUUACACAACUGAGGGAGGUAUUACAUAUUGAUGAGGGGGUAUCUGAGCUGCAUAUCUCAUACCUCAUUGACUCUAGUUUCACACCCACAAUUAUUGAAAGUGAUACAAGUCUGGCCUUUUACUUACAACUCAAGGGCAUGGAGAAGGAUAAAAUUGGAAAAUAUCCCAUGUGCGUACAAGUUAAAGGGACGGGCAUGCAAUCUGAAGAGAAUGUUGGGGUGAUGUUGUGUGCAGAUGAUAGUAGUUCUGUUAGAAUUGAGCCAGAGUGUGAAAAAAUGAGCAUGAUUAGUGAUGCACAACCACUUUUUACUGAAAAUGUGUGCAAUGGAAGUGCGCCACCUGAGUUGUUGGGCUCAACUCUAAAAAUGAGCAUAAUUAGUGAUGCACAACCACUUUGUACUGAAAAUGUGUGCAAUGGAAGUGCGCCACCUGAGUUGUUGGGCUCAACUCUACGAAUUGGUGCGAAUUAUCCCAGCAAAGAAUACUUCAAGGAGACACUGCAAAUGUAUGCCAUUGAAAAAAAGUUUCAGUUUGUUACAAAAACGUCUCAUCCGAAUGUAUUGCACGUCGUGUGUAUUGACCACCCUGCAUGCAAGUGGGCAGUAAGAGGGGUAAAGUUGAAAGAAACAGAUUGUUUCGAAGUCAGAAGGUUCGAUGACAUACAUACAUGCUCAAUUGAUCAUAGAUUAAGUGGCACUCGUCAGGCGAGUGCAGCUUUGAUUGGGAAAUUGGUGAAACACGAGUACCUGAAUGCAUCAGGAAAACCAUAUCAGCCAAAAUCAAUAAUGUCAGAGUUGGAAAGGAAAUUGGGAGUGAAGAUGAAUUACAAAAAAGCAUGGAGGGGGAAGGAGUGUGCGCUCCGAUGGGAAAUUGGUGAAACAGGAGUACCUGGAUGCAUCAAGAAAACCAUAUCAGCCAAAAUCAAUAAUGUCAGAGUUGAAAAGGAAAUUGGGAGUGAAGAUGAAUUACAAAAAAACAUGGAGGGGGGAGGAGUGUGCGCUCCGAGCGCUAACGGAGAGAUUGUUUCAAAACAAAAGUGUGGGAGGUGUAGACAAUAUGGGCACAAUCAGAAGACUUGUAAUAAGCCGCUACCACUCUAGUUUUGGUUUACUUUGUGAGCUGCAAGCCUGCAAUUCAGGGUGAUAGUUGAGGUUUCAGUUAUAAGACUUGUCCAGUUUGAUUAUAUAUUUGGAGUGAAGUGCAACUUGAAUAAUGUUUGUGAUAUGUGUAGAUGAAUUUAGCAAUAUUGUCAAGUCAAUGUUAUCAUUUGAUAGAGUGUAGGCAUUGGUGGGAGAAGCUGCUAUUAGUUUUGUGUAGUAUGGUACUCCGUAUUAUUUUACCUUACAAAAUGAUGUUAAAGUUAAUAGUUAUUCCAAGAUUUAGCUGAAGACAGUAGUGAC
Molecule: messenger RNA, 1672 nt
Organism: Cuscuta epithymum
Lineage: Eukaryota; Viridiplantae; Streptophyta; Magnoliopsida; Solanales; Convolvulaceae
Source: the annotation of a GenBank genome assembly